GCAGCAUUUUUUUCCCGACCCGCGGCCCGCCUGGGCGGGUAGUCUACCGGUCUCCUCCUUUGCCCACUAGGCCUUUUCUAGGACUCAACUGGGAUUGGCUGGCUAGCAGUCUGGGAGUGGCGCUGUGAAACUAGGACCGCACCAUCACUUCCUGUUGUGGGCAGUCGUUUCCUGUCACUGCUAGGUAACAAUGGGGAAGAUAAUGGCUGCUUGAGCUACGUCUCUGAGCUGGCGCUGUACUAGAGGCGGGUCUCUUUGCCAGGUUUUAGAGGCGGGCGAGAGCGCGGCGGCGGCGGCGGUGCGGCGGAGCCCCGGUAGCGGCGGCGAGCCCAGUGAGUCCACUCCUGGCCGAAACAUCGAAGCGGAGUGAAGAAAACUAAAAUCCAGUUUGUUGGAUUUUCAGUACUAUGUCAUAAAAGACAGUUACCAGGAAACUACUGGAAAUUAAAAGCGAUAAUCUAGACUUGCAGUUGGAAUUGUGAACUGCAAGUCCGAACUCUUCCUGCCAAGAGCUUAGUCAUGAGGGACAUUCCUGAAUCAGUUUUGGAUUUUUCAACUACCUUUUACAAGAGAUAAUUUCCACUUGUUCAUCAAGAUGGAGAACUCAGACUCUAACGAUAAAGGAAGUGACCAGUCUGCAGCUCAGCGCAGAAGCCAGAUGGAUCGAUUGGAUAGGGAAGAGGCUUUCUAUCAGUUUGUAAAUAAUCUCAGUGAAGAAGAUUAUAGACUUAUGAGAGACAACAAUUUGCUGGGCACCCCAGGCGAAAGUACUGAGGAAGAGUUGCUCAGAAGACUACAGCAAAUUAAAGAGGGUCCACCACCACAGAGCUCUGAUGAAAAUAGAGCUGGAGAGUCUUCAGAUGAUGUGUCCAACAGUGAUUCUAUAAUAGAUUGGCUUAAUUCUGUCAGACAAAGUGGAAAUACAACAAGAAGUGGUCAGAGAGGAAACCAGUCCUGGAGGGCAGUGAGCCGGACUAAUCCAAACAGCGGUGAUUUCAGAUUCAGUUUAGAGAUAAAUGUUAACCGUAAUAAUGGAAGCCAAACCUCAGAGAAUGAAAAUGAACCAUCCACUAGGCGUCUUAGUGUAGAAAGCAUGGAAAGCAGCAGCCAAAGGCAAAUGGAAAGUCAUGCAUCUGAAUCAACAUCUGCCAGACCAUCUAGAGCAGAACGCAAUUCAACUGAAGCAUUAGAAGUGCCAUUGACCAGGGGUCAGAGGAGGGCAAGAAGCCGGAGCCCAGAACAUCGGAGAACCAGAGCAAGAGCUGAAAGAAGUAGGUCACCUCUGCAUCCAACAAUUGAAAUUCCACGAAGAGCUCACCAUAAUAUCUCACCUCAGACCUUGGAGCAGCCUUUGGAAAAUGAGCCUGAAGGGAGUUCUAGAACCCGGCACCACGUGACUCUGAGACAGCAGAUAUCUGGACCGGAGUUGUUAGGUAGAGGUCUUUUUGCAGCUUCUGGAUCAAGAAAUCCCUCUCAGGGGACAAGUUCUUCAGACACAGGUAGCAAUAGUGAAUCAUCAGGAUCCGGUCAAAGACCUCCAACCAUAGUUCUUGAUCUUCAAGUAAGAAGAGUUCGUCCAGGAGAAUACCGCCAGAGAGAUAGUAUAGCUAGUAGAACUCGAUCAAGAUCUCAGACGCCAAACAACACAGUUACUUAUGAAAGUGAACGUGGAGGUUUUAGACGUACCUUUUCCCGUUCUGAACGUGCCGGUGUGAGAACCUAUGUCAGCACUAUCAGGAUUCCUAUUCGUAGAAUCUUAAAUACUGGAUUAAGUGAAACUACAUCUGUGGCAAUUCAAACCAUGUUAAGGCAGAUAAUGACAGGUUUUGGUGAGCUAAGCUACUUUAUGUACAGUGACAGUGAUUCAGAGCCUAGUGCCUCAGUUUCCAGCCGAAAUACAGAGAGAGCAGAAUCACGGAAUGGAAGAGGGAGCUCCGGUGCUGGUAACAGCUCUGCUUCCAGCUCAAGCCCUAGCCCUAGUUCAAAUGGUGAAAGUUCAGAAAGUAGCUCAGAUCUGUUCGAAGGCACUAGUGAAGGAGGCCCAUCUGGCCCAUCCAGGAGAGAUGGUCGACAUAGGGCUCCAGUCGCAUUUGAUGAAAGUGGCUCUCUGCCAUUCCUUAGUCUGGCUCAGUUUUUUCUUUUAAAUGAGGAUGAUGAAGACCAACCUAGAGGACUCACCAAAGAACAGAUCGAUAACUUGGCAAUGAGAAGCUUUGGUGAAAACGACGCAUUGAAAACAUGUAGCGUUUGCAUUACAGAAUAUACAGAAGGCAACAAACUCCGUAAACUACCUUGCUCCCAUGAGUACCAUGUCCACUGCAUCGACCGCUGGUUGUCAGAGAAUUCCACCUGUCCCAUCUGUCGCAGGGCUGUCUUAUCUUCUGGGAACAGAGAGAGCGUUGUGUAAUGAGGACAGAACUCUCAGCUGUGUAGCUGGAAUAGUGAUGGGCAAACAGAAAUCACCUGCUUUAUGUCCACUUUUUUUGAGUGGUGCUUAAAAUAUAAAGUCACAACCUGAAUUGAGUCAUUGCUGUCUUAGGGAAUCCUCUCUUUUCUCUAGUUUCUCUUUCAGGAUGGAAAGAAUAUUUUACAAGCAACAUUUUAGGACUUAAACAUUUGAUUUCGGUACCAGUUGAAUUGCUAACCUGUUCCUGAUAAUUUACCCAUGUUCACUUGUCAGUUUUUCCUUUGUUGUCUUAAGGGCUGCCUUUGCAGUGGCUCCUUUCUAUAUUCUAUAUCUCAUUGAUCUCUUUUGAAAGUUUCCCAGGCCAUAAGAGAGGUGUGAAGAAAGUUCCCAUUCAAGACUAAGUUCCAUUAUGUGUUUUGUAAGUGAUUAACUAAAACUAUACCAUUCCCAUUAUUGACACAAAUUCAUUCACAUUCUGAAUAUUGUUUGUUCACCUUCCAGAGUAGGUGAUGAUGGACAUAUCAGUGUAAAUAACACUAAACAGUUAGCAUCUUCUAAGUGUAUUAACUGUCCUAAGCCCAUCACUGUGGCACACAAUAGAGCAAACUUAGAGUUUAAUUGAGAUAUUUAUCUUGUGGAAAUAUUAAAAAGCCUAUGCUUGUGUAAGUGAAAAAAACCACAUCCAUUUGUUUAAAAAUGUAAAGCUAUUUUGUAGAGGCUCAGUACUUUUCCAAUGCACUGUUGUAUUAAUGCAUUCAGAAUUGUAAAGUACCAUGCUUAGAAAUGAGAACUGCUUUUUUGUGAGCCAGCAUAGUAAAACAAACACACCAAACAAAGUACGAAGCUGCUUCUGUAAGGGUGUCGAUGCUAAGAGCAGAACAUAUCUAUAUUUAGUGUUUUUGUGAACAGCUACUGUGACACGAAAAGGAAAGGACCAUGCACAUCCAACUUGCAUUUAGGCAGGAAUCGAUACAUGAGGGUGAAGAAAACAGCCCUGAAGAAUGGAACAUUUUCAUGACGACUGUAAGUAAUUCAGAACUGGAUUCAUACAGUGAGAGCCACAGCAGCUUGACCCACUGUUCUGCUUGAAUAGAUGAAGCAGAAGAUCAGUACAUUUGGCCGAGCUUUCUCUGAUGUAUGAGAAAACAAACCACUAUUACUUAGUACAAGUUAAAUUGAUGUCUUUACAAUCUGCUCCUCAAAAACAAAAAGUAGAGGAAAAAGACUUAAGCCAAUUUUAAGUUGUAAGUGUAUAGAUGUCAAGGAUUUCAGUUGGUAAAGAUGUGUGUGCUAUUGGACAGGUCUCAGAUUUGCUUGUUUGAGACCAUCUAAGGUACCGGUACACACUUGGUUGCUAUUUCACUGCUUUAUCUAGCAGAUCUAAUGGGCCCCCUUUAAAGACCUAUAGUGAAUGAAGAGAUUUUUAUUUUGUAUUGAAAGUGAGUCAUGUCGGGUUGUUUGAAAUUCCGAUUUUAAUUGUGUUGCCCAUAUUGGAAGAUGAGAUGACUGGCUCUUAUCUAUGAACACGCACUUUAUUGUUGGUUUGUAGAAAGACUAGAUUGUGCUAACCCCAGUAUUCUGUUGUUUCGAGGCUGACUGGGGUUGAGAUUAGUCUGGCUGUGGAGCAGAUAUGUAAACGUUUCUCUGGGAAAGCUAACUACCCAGUGCAGUACUCUGGGAAUGUUUUACACAGAUCUGCUUUAGGAGUUACCUGCUUACUCUCACUGAUAUUGCCUUAGCUGUAAAGAUUAUUUCAAAGUACAUUCUUUCAUGUUUUCUUCUGGCUUUCAGUCCUACCUAAGUAUUAAGGGAAAUUAAAUUGUAAAUAGGUAGUUGUUUACAAAGGAUAUGUACUGCUCUUGCAAGGAAAUAAUGUCCAAACAAAGCUUCACUUAUUUUUUUUAUAGAAGCAUAUUUCACUGUUUAUGGCGCUUAUGUAAUACAUUUUUAUCUUUUUAAAAGAAUUGUCCAUGUAAAAGUCAGGGUUCCUUUAUAUUUGUGAGCCUCCUUGUCACCUUUCUAUGUUUUCAGAUCUGCAGGAUAGUCCUGAUUAAGACACAGCAAAUGAAUUUUUCUCUUGGAAAAAUGUUCCAUUUUAGGGGUGUUAUUUUCUAUAGCUCAGAAACAGCUGCAGCACAUUCUAAACAAAGUGAUGGACCGCAGGCACCUCCUUAACCUCCCCAAAUGUAUUACUCAUUUCUGAAGGCUUGAAGUCAGAUGUAACUCAAGCAGGAUACUGGUUCUAAAUGGAGAUGUUGAAGCUAUUCAAAAACACUGGAAGUCGGUCUUUACAUUUCUAGCCUUCAGUAGAAUGCACAUGUUUUACAUGCAUGUGGACCAUUUCAGAAAGCACUCAGACAUUGGGUGUCUGGAUGAAUGCAAGUGUUUUUAGUGGAGUUGCUCUUUUCCUUUGGAGCCCACGGCUGUUCUGUAUUACUAGUUACAGCUGUUAAAGAUAAGGGUGUUGGUGUCGGUGUCAGGUGUGCAAUGAAGAACAGGGAUCUUGUUUUCCUCACCAUGUCUAAACACCUAUUCUUGAGGGAACAUUUUCUUGCAAAAGACUUUACAAUUUUGUUUUUGUAUCUUCGCACUUUUUCUUUAUUACAGAAAGGUUCUGUGUUGAAGACCUACUUUGAACUUCAUGCAGUAAUGUUGGGGGAUUACAUUGUUUAAAGCAUAGGGGAAAGUACUAAAGCCUGAUUUUCCAUGAAUAUUUCAAAAUGUUUUAAUCCACUUAGACUAAAAGUUUGCAGUGCUUUGGUUUAUUCCACACAGCUUACAAUGUUGAGAUUUCUUAGUGCUGAAAACAGAAUUUGACAAGUUAAAAAUGGCAGGCUGUUUGCAGUAACCCUGGAAAAAAAGAGCUAUGGUGGGAAUUUGGAACAUUUUCUCUGAAAAGAAAUUGCACCACCAAGUCCUCCAUGUUAAUAUAGGUGGCUUUGGUUAGGAGAGGGGGGAGGCUCACAUGCUAAUGUUGGAACAGGUAAUUGUCAGAUUGAUAACUAGUGGUUAGUGUCAGGAGAUGCUCAGUUUUUAGGGACACAAAAUUGCUAGAAUUCAUCCAAGCUAGGGAACUGGUUUGCUCUGUUACCUUAAGCAAUAUUUUGCUUUUGUUUUGUUUUGUUUUUUUCUCCUGGGAAAACUUUGUUUCUGUGCCAAGCAUUCUCUGCUUUCGUCAAUGUCUUAUAGUUAUGAAGGGUUAGCAUUUAGCACACUUUGUAUUUAACCACCUUUUUCUAUGACUGAGUCUCCAAAUACCCAUGUGAUGAAGAGGUCUAUGUUACAAAAUGACUGUUAAAGGCCAUUUCUGACAGUUUGCUAGAAUACAGUGGCACCUUGUGGUUGACUUUUUUUUUUAACAGAUGGAGGAUAAUUUUUUUAUCCUCUAUGAAAGGAAAUAAUUUGUAAUCUGCCUUAGCUGAUUUGUUUAAUGUUUUUCCUGACAGGCUUCUGUGACACAUGUCUUACCAAAAAUAUGCAGUACCUGGAAGCCAUUUUCACAGGGCACUUAGGUUCUUGGCUAAUCUUCUAAGACUGUUCUGAUUCUUGCUCUCUUGAAGUAUUCUUUCUGUACCUUUGUAAGGAGGUAGAGAGGGCACACGUGAAGGUGUCUCUUUUUCCCCUUUAGUACAGUUCAGUAUGUUUAAUGCUCAGUAACAGUGUUGUAAUUGAGUUAACUAGUAAAUGGUUCUUUUAAAAGUCAUUUUUAAGUGUACGUUGAUGUAUCAUGCCUCACUUGGGAAGUUAAAGUGCAAGGUCUGAGGAAAGAGUAUUUCUAAGUCCCAGUUUAAGCAAAAACAGCCGUGAGCUUAAUCAAUAUCCACCCUUUAGAUUUUUGUAACAUUCUGAAUUACCGGUAUUGAGGUAAGGUCUUGCCGCGACUCACAGCUGGCCUGGACCUCGGAACCAGGCUGUCUUCAAACUUGUGGCAGGCCUCAUGCCUCUGCCUCUUGAAUGUUAGGAAUGCAGGUACUUAGCACUCGAUUCCUUUACCUUCACUGGAUCAUUUCUAAAAUGCUAUCCAACACUCCAGGAAGUGAGUGGCCUCCUGUAAGUCAUCAUAGUUUGUAUCUAAAAGCCUACAGCUUAGAAUAGAACUACUACCGGGGAUGUUUUUUUAAGUAUCAGGUUUAUGAUUUUUUUUCAUGUCCAUGUAGAUGUCUGGAUUAAAAUCUUAAAAAGGUUAACUCAAAAUUACAGUGAGAUAUGGGACUUUUUGAAUAUUUUGAGAGGGUCUUGUUUUCUAGCCCAGGCUGGCCUGGAAUUAGUGGUCCUCCUGAUUAGGGGAUUAUUGAUGUGUGUGUCCCCCCACCCAGCAAAGAUGUGUUUACUGAAGUCCCACAGCUGCUGUCUAGUCAUUUGGGAAAAGCAGCUAGAGAUGCGCAGUGAAGGUGAACCCUGUCAGACCACUGUGCCUUGUUUCAAGGAUUUUCUCAGUUCUCAUUCUGAAGAUUGUUUCCAGUUGCAAGUUAGAGUCAAGCCAGCUACCCAGCCUUAACUCUGUUCAGUGCCCUGUUACUAAUGUUUUUAACGGGUUGGUUUCUACAUGUUUAAACUGUCCAGCAGUUGGAUUUUACCUCUUGAUAGUUCCGUUUGUCCCUGGUGCUGCUUUUAAAGGUAUAGGGCCCUGUGAAGUGUCCAGUGGAGUAGGUACGCAGUUGGCCUGGUAAUGGAAAAGCUGCUUUGGAAUAGAUGUUUACUUGGGUUCCUGUGCAGAACUGGGCAGCAAUCCUGGAAAGCUCUGUAAAGCCCGUAAGGAAGGAUUUGAAGAGGGCUGCCCUUAAGUCUUUGAACAUGAAGCACUUGUGUGCAUGCUGUCAAAAGACUGCAGUGAUUGUCAUCCCAGGCUUCCUGACCUCCAGGAAACACUUUGGAAAGGCGACAGAGGAGCACCAAGGGAAGGGAAUUUGCUUGGCUUGUUUUGUCUGCUUUCUCAUUUCCUUACCAUUUAAACCUGAACGAAACACCCUUCUCCGGUAUCUGAUCCAGCAAACUCUUGGUUGGGAAGCCCUGUGUUGAAUUUUGAGAAUGUACCCGACUUUUUGUACAGUGCUUUACACCUGCUAAAACUUAACUUGUUAAUGCAGAAGAAGACCUUGAAAGGUCAGUCAUCAAAUCUGGUUUGAUUAUUAAUAGCUAUCUUUUAGGAAGAAGCUUUUUCCCUCUAUGUAUGAUGUCAUACUGCAGACUUAAAAUAUAGACUAUCAAUAAAAUGCAUGAAGUAA
This is a messenger RNA of Rattus norvegicus (Norway rat), 7632 nucleotides long. RefSeq names its product ring finger protein, LIM domain interacting (gene Rlim). NCBI's taxonomy places the organism in Eukaryota, Metazoa, Chordata, Mammalia, Rodentia, Muridae. The record is from RefSeq and is a predicted model, not a curated record. Gene Ontology annotation, molecular function: ubiquitin protein ligase activity; ubiquitin-protein transferase activity. Gene Ontology annotation, biological process: ubiquitin-dependent protein catabolic process; protein ubiquitination; random inactivation of X chromosome. Gene Ontology annotation, cellular component: nucleoplasm; nucleus.